This is a messenger RNA of Photinus pyralis (common eastern firefly), 963 nucleotides long. RefSeq names its product phosphatidylinositol transfer protein beta isoform (gene vib). The coding region runs from base 145 to 963 and encodes 272 amino acids. Gene Ontology annotation, cellular component: cytoplasm. The transcript is spliced from 6 exons. Gene Ontology annotation, molecular function: phosphatidylinositol binding; phosphatidylcholine intramembrane carrier activity; phosphatidylcholine binding. Lineage: Eukaryota; Metazoa; Arthropoda; Insecta; Coleoptera; Lampyridae. Gene Ontology annotation, biological process: phospholipid transport. The record is from RefSeq and is a predicted model, not a curated record.
GCCUGCGCCCUGGGGGACCGUCAUCGAGUGAGUGAGUGGCGGAGUGGUGAUUCAGUACUUUGAAGAGGAAUAGGGUUGUGAGUGGAAGACCUGUUUGGCAAGUUCCAUGUGUAUUGUGUAGUGUUUAAGGAACGUUCGCCCAAAAUGCUAAUUCAAGAAUUCCGAGUAACUUUGCCCCUAACAGUCGAAGAGUAUCAAGUAGCGCAAUUGUAUAGCGUCGCCGAGGCGUCCAAAGACAAUACGGGAGGCGGCGAAGGAAUCGAGGUACUUAAAAAUGAACCGUUCACAAACUACCCUCUGCUCGGCGGCAAAUACAGCUCGGGCCAGUACACGUACAAAAUUUACCAUCUCGCCAGCAAGGUGCCCGCGUUCGUACGGUACCUUGCCCCCAAGGGUAGCCUGGAAAUACACGAGGAGGCGUGGAACGCGUAUCCCUACUGCAAAACCGUCAUAACGAAUCCCGGCUACAUGAAAGAGAACUUUGUCAUUUGUAUAGAAAGUAUGCACAUUGGCGACAUCGGCGAUCAGGAAAACGUCCACGAGUUGCCGCCCGAAAAGCUGAAGAUGCGCGACGUCGUGCACAUCGACAUCGCGAACGAUCCGAUGAGCCCGAGCGACUACAAGGAGACCGAGGACCCGACGCGGUUCAAGUCGACGAAGACCGGACGCGGACCGCUGGUCGGCCCCGACUGGAAGACGAAAGUGAACCCAGUCAUGACGUGCUAUAAGUUAGUUACCGUAGAAUUUAAGUGGUUCGGCAUGCAGAAGCGCGUCGAGAGUUUCAUUCAAAAAUCGGAGAGGCGGUUAUUCACGCACUUUCAUAGGCAAGUUUUCUGUUGGAUGGACGGCUGGCACGGUCUCACGAUGGAGGACAUCCGCGCGAUAGAGGACAAGACCAAGGAGGAACUGGAGGCGCUAAGGAAGAAGGGGGAGGUGCGCGGCAUGAAGGCGGAGCUAGAUUAA